UUUAUUUGUCAUCGUGCGUGGUUUAGCUUGUUCCUUUGGGGGGGGUAUAAAAGGGGUCGUGAUAUUUGGUUGACAUAUAAAUAUAUUUAAUCGUUGGUUAUUUCUAAUAACUAGUUGAUAUAGGAGGUAGCUACCUAGUCAUAUUUUUCAGGCACAUCUACUUUGUCAGUGAAGCUACGAGGAUAUCUUACCUAGAGAGGUUCAAAUUCAAAAUAUAACAUGAGCGCCUCUCCAUCCAUCUUACUCAUCGGUGCCGGCGAGCUCGGCACAGCCGUCUUAGAGGCCCUCGUCGCGCACCCCAAGCGCAACGGCGGCUCCAUCGCCAUCUUACUUCGGCAAUCUAGCAUCUCCUCGCAGGACCCAGCCAAGAAAGCGCAGAACGACCGUCUAAAGUCCCUAGGCGCUACCUUCGAGGCGGGAGACCUAGCGAAUGAUUCGGCCGAGAAGCUCGCUGGGGUGUUUAGGAACUACCACACUGUAAUCUCCUGCUCGGGCUUCGGCCUCCCGCCCGGAACCCAGGUCAAACUCACACAGGCGGUCCUGCAAGCUAAGGUGCGGCGGUACCUCCCCUGGCAAUGGGGCAUCGACUACGACGCCGUGGGGGGUGGCAGCGCGCAGGAUCUAUUCGACGAGCAGUUGCGCGUGCGCGCGUUGCUGCGCUCGCAGCAGGAUACAGACUGGAUCAUCGUGUCGACGGGGCUGUUCAUGAGUUUCCUAUUCCUACCCGCCUUCGGCGUCGUCGACGUCCAAGGACGAAAACUGCGCGCGUUAGGGUCCUGGGACGCGCGGCUGUCCCUUACCACGGCGACGGAUAUCGGGCGUAUGGCGGCGGAGGUGGCGUACGAUCCGCGGGAUGUCUCGCGUCGGGUGGUGUAUAUUGCGGGGGACACGGUGACGUAUGCUCGGGUUGCGGAGGUGGUGGAGGGGAGGUUUGGGGGGGAGUGGACGAGGGAGGUGUGGGAUGCGGAGGGCUUGAAGGAGAAGCUGAGGGAGAGGCCGGAGGAUGGGAUGCUUAAGUAUACGAACGUGUGGGCUGUGGGAAGGGGCGUGGCGUGGGAUAUGGAGAGGACGCUUAAUGCGCAGAGGGGGGUUGAGUUGCAGGGUUUGGAGAGUUAUUUGAGGGAGAUGCCGGAUUUGUAGGUAGGUAGUGGAACUGGGUUGGAGAUGGGAGUUUUUGUUGGAUAUAGGGGUUGGGAGGCCUAUGUGCGAGAUGGAAUGUUAAUGCUAAUGUGAAGUGGUAUUAAUACAUCGAAACCUGUCUCUGAUGAUUUGAAGCUUCUGGUAAUAAGAUGGACUCUAAGGAUAUCAUUAGCUAGAUCCUCGGAUUAUUAUACACCUUUUAAC
Messenger RNA from Daldinia loculata, 1344 nucleotides. RefSeq names its product isoflavone reductase family protein. NCBI's taxonomy places the organism in Eukaryota, Fungi, Ascomycota, Sordariomycetes, Xylariales, Hypoxylaceae. The record is from RefSeq and is a predicted model, not a curated record. The transcript has a single exon. Gene Ontology annotation, molecular function: oxidoreductase activity. Bases 220 to 1140 code for a protein of 306 amino acids.